AUGGAUACCCUGGAAAAAGGAAAAAAUCCAGCGUCAUCGGGAAGAACCAUUUCGUUGGUUUCCAGUUGUGCGCGGCGCAAGAUUUCCAUGCGGCGCAAGGCCUGUUACUAUCACUUAUCCGCGGGGAAGUUCAUGGACUGGGUUCGCUGUUGGCCAGAAGUGAUGUUGUUUGAUUCAUUCAGCGUGAUUUUUUUGAAGUUGUCAUUUUUUUGUUAUGAUCGGAGAACCGACUUUGGUGUAGAUGCAAACAGGAGCCUACUCCAAACCAAAGACUCACCAGAAAGAUUCUUGAAGAGUCACUUUGGACGACAAACGCUAACUAUCACGUUCAUCAACCGUCGAACAAAGUGA
Molecule: messenger RNA, 351 nt
Organism: Notodromas monacha
Lineage: Eukaryota; Metazoa; Arthropoda; Ostracoda; Podocopida; Cyprididae
Source: the annotation of a GenBank genome assembly